AUGUGCUCUUCAGAUGCUUUCCUAGGCUUCAUCGCCAUCUUCUUCCCACCACUAGCAGUAUGGGUCAAGACCGGAAUCUGCUCCGCUGACUCCCUCAUAAAUCUCUGUCUCUGCAUGCUCGGCUUUAUUCCCGGACUCCUACACGCCUGGUACAUAAUUGCCAAAUACCCCGAGCAGAACGAGUACGAAAGCCUGUCGCAAGACGCGGAGGCAGGACGAGUUACCUACAUAGUCGUACAACCUGACGGACAGCGCAUGCGAGUGCCAAAACCAUCGAACGGAGCAGGCCAGGGUGGAAGAGUUGGUCCACAAAGCUAUGGAACCGUGUCUGCGCCUGCGAAUGUAGCGCCCGCCGCGCCGCAAGUGUAUCAGAAUGAGGAUGGGACUUGGGGGAAUGGUGAGGGUGGAAGUAGUGGCGGGGUACCACCAACGUAUGCAGAGGCCGUGAAGAUGGAUAACAAGAUUCAGUCGAAGGAUUAG
Molecule: messenger RNA, 480 nt
Organism: Glarea lozoyensis ATCC 20868
Lineage: Eukaryota; Fungi; Ascomycota; Leotiomycetes; Helotiales; Helotiaceae
Exons: 2
Coding region: 1-480 (159 amino acids)
Biological process (GO): endosome transport via multivesicular body sorting pathway
Cellular component (GO): fungal-type vacuole membrane; fungal-type vacuole lumen
Molecular function (GO): ubiquitin protein ligase binding
Source: RefSeq, a predicted model, not a curated record